This is a messenger RNA of Homalodisca vitripennis (glassy-winged sharpshooter), 2384 nucleotides long. Its product is annotated as glucose dehydrogenase [FAD, quinone]-like. Gene Ontology annotation, molecular function: flavin adenine dinucleotide binding; ecdysone oxidase activity. Lineage: Eukaryota; Metazoa; Arthropoda; Insecta; Hemiptera; Cicadellidae. The transcript is spliced from 2 exons. Bases 131 to 2167 code for a protein of 678 amino acids. The record is from RefSeq and is a predicted model, not a curated record.
CCAGUUCUGUCUACUGAUCAACAUCAUUAGGAGUCCUCGACAUUCAAGUUCAACUAUUAUAGUAUCUUUAUCACCAAUAAAGACGAUUCCUGACGGGGUUGAGUCAAGUGAUUCAAGACAUCGGUGGAGGAUGAAGUUUACAAAUGUUCUUCUUGUAAUUGUUUGUUGCAAUGGGAAACUCUCCACUUCGUUCGGGGGGGAGCCUUCAAUUUCCAGCCUGACCAAGUACUCCAAGGAUGAGGAUUCAUACCAUAAGGAUCUUCCACCUACAAGGUCUAAAACUGACCACCACUCAGAAUGUGCUCCCCGUCAUGAAACAACUACUUACCCGCUACAUUCAAAUGACCUUGUUGAUCACAUGAUACAUGACAUUCGAUCAUUAAUCAAACGGGCAGGAGACGACCUAGCCAACCCGAGGGAAUAUCCUGCUCAUUACAGCGCGAAAGACGGAGAGGAAUUCGAUUUUAUCGUAGUAGGCGCGGGAUCUGCCGGGUCUGUCGUGGCCAACAGACUGGCGGAAGUUGAAGGUUGGAAGGUGCUGCUGGUAGAGGCUGGUGGAAAUCCUACAAAAACCUCUGAAGUUCCUGGAUUAUUUGGUGCUCUGCAAAACACCGGCAUAGAUUGGCAAUACCGAGCCGGACAAGAAGAAAAUCUUUUCUAUGGUUACAUAAACAACAGUUGUUCUUGGACAAGUGGAAAAGUUUUAGGUGGUUCCAGCACGAUCAACUACAUGAACUAUGUUCGAGGAAAUCCCAGGGAUUACGAUUCGUGGGCAUCUGCUGGAAACGAAGGCUGGAGUUAUGAAAACGUCCUGCCUUACUUCAGAAAAUCCGAAGAUUUACGAGCUCCGGAAGUAUUAGUCACCGAAGAUGUAGACAAGUAUCAUGGAACGGGAGGUUUCCUACAGGUAGAAUCAUGGAUCGACGCUGAUAAUAGUCUACAUGGAUUCAUGGAGGUUUUCAAGAAAGCAAUGGAGGAUAUGGAGCAUCCAUUCAACCCAGAUUGUAACGGCAAAUCUCAAUCAGGAUUUACAAAACUACAAGCAACUCUGAGAGACGGCAAGCGAUGUAGUACAGCUAAGGCUUUUCUAUCCUCCACCAAAGACAGAAAUAAUCUAAAAGUGACCAAAUACUCACUUGUGACCAAAAUACUCAUCGAUAAGGAGUCUUCCACUGCUUACGGAGUAGAAUUUAUAAAUAAUGAAGGCGAAGUUAUCCAAGUAAGAGCUAAAAAGGAAGUGAUACUGUCCGCAGGAUCCAUCCACUCUCCUCAGUUAUUGAUGCUCUCUGGAGUAGGACCAAGGCAGCAUUUGUCUGAUCUAGGUCUGCCUGUUAUACAGGAUUUGCCCGUCGGUAAGAAUCUUCAAGAUCAUCCUUUGAUGUUAGGUCUUGUACUGACAUUCAACUACUCAACUUCAACAUUUCUAAAAUCGCCUGUUGUGAGUAUGCUAGACUUCCUUAUGAACCGUUCAAGCACUUUAGCAGGAGUUGGGAGUAUACCUUAUGCAAGUUUUAUAAACACUGUAAAAAGCGUGGACUAUCCUGACAUAGAAAUGUACCAGAUACACGUAGAGAAAAACGACUCUGAAAGUCUUUUAAACUUUCUAAAUACACUGAGCUUGAAAGAAAAUAUUAUUGAGGAGUUUGUUCAAAUAAAUGAGCAAGACUACACGGUCAUUCUUCUAGCAUCGCUGUUAAGACCAUACAGUAGAGGGAAAAUGUUGUUAAAGAAUUCUGAUCCCAAACAAUAUCCAAAAUUAUUAUCUGGUUAUCUCUCUGAUAGACGGGAUAUCAAUACGUUUUUGAGGUUUUACGAUUUUAUAAAUAAUCUAAUUGAAACCGAUGCAUUAAAAAGUAUGGAUGUCAAGCUUCAUGAACUCAGUCUUCCAAGCUGCAAAAUUCACCAACUUCAAUCUCCAGAAUACAGGGAAUGCUCCAUGAGACAUCUUGUAUCUACGGCUUAUCAUCAGAGCGGUACAUGCAAGAUGGGGCCUGUACAGGAUUCUGGGACAGUUGUGGAUCCUACUCUCAAGGUCCGUGCGAUAAAGAGGUUGAGGGUCGUUGACGCUUCAGUAAUGCCAACCAUCGUCAGUGGAAACACAAAUGCCCCCACCAUCAUGAUUGCCGAAAAAGCUUCAGAUUUUAUCAAACAAACUUGGCUUCACUGAAGUGUGAGAGUAAUAAAUAUGAAAAAAAUUGUCAAUAUAAUUAGACGAUAUACUUUAUCAAAACCACAAUGUGCUAGUUAUAACGCACAUAUAUAGCUUAUCCAUUUUAUGCAAUUGUUUGGAAUGUUGAUUUAUUAUGUCAAAACAAUUCAUUAAAAGUCUAUGUAGCAGCUGAGAAAUAUUAUCUUAUAAAGCAAUAAAUAGAUAUAGAACUAUA